CUCGACGUUGAUUCGGUAACCACAUGCCAGCAAAGGAGAGCCCACUCACCUCUCGGCUUGGUGGGGGGUGCCUGGCUUUACCAAUACGGCAUUAGUCCGGCCAGCCGGAGCGGGAGACGACGUCAGGUGGCACUCCCUCGCGGGUGUUGCCGGCCGGCCACCACGGCCCAGCUGAGCCAUGCCACCAACCACGCCGCAGCACGGCGGCGAUGACGGCGAGCGGUUCGCGGAGGUGGUGGUGGUCCGGCACGGGGAGACGUCGUGGAACGCCCCCCGCAUCGUUCAGGGACAAAUGAAUCCAGAACUAAAUGAGACCGGCAGGCAGCAAGCUGUUGUGGUGGCCCGUCGUCUGUCGGCAGAGGCCAAGCCGGCUGAUGUAUACUCCUCCGACCUCAAGCGUGCUGCCGAGACUGCACAAGCCAUAGCUAAAGCUUGUGAUGUAUCAAACGUAGUGUUGACUGAAGAACUAAGAGAGAGGCACAUGGGACAUCUCCAAGGUAUGAAGUGGGACGAUGCGUUUGUUCAAAACCCAGGGGCUUUCAAAGGUUUCAAUAUCUUUGAGCCUAAAGGGGGCUUGAAUUUCAACGACAGAGACCAAGAAAUCCCGGGUGGUGGAGAGAGCCUCCUGAACCAGCUAACCCAGCAGUGUGUCACCUACCUGAACAAAAUCGCCCAGCAACACAUCGGGGAGCGGGUGAUCGUGGUCUCUCACGGCGCGGCGAUAGUGGAGCUCUGCCGGCACACCGAUCCCCCCGGCAGCUCGGUUCACCGGAACUUCCCCAACACCUCGCUCAACGUCUUCCAUGUCUCGGGUGUCACCAGGCAGUGGGCCCUAGCGAGGUUCAGCGACGUCGGCCACCUCGAUGGAAAGGGCGCUCUCGAGGAUGCCUUCGACGGCAACGGGGUGUCUGCCUAA
This is a messenger RNA of Triticum aestivum (bread wheat), 916 nucleotides long. RefSeq names its product phosphoglycerate mutase-like protein 4. NCBI's taxonomy places the organism in Eukaryota, Viridiplantae, Streptophyta, Magnoliopsida, Poales, Poaceae. The transcript is spliced from 7 exons. Gene Ontology annotation, cellular component: cytoplasm; cytosol. Gene Ontology annotation, molecular function: phosphatase activity. Bases 179 to 916 code for a protein of 245 amino acids. The record is from RefSeq and is a predicted model, not a curated record.